AUGGUUUUGUCGUAUCUACUUGUGUCAUGCUGUAUCUGGACAGAAGUUCUCUCCGUACCAGUUAGUACCCUUCAAAAAGUACCCGCAUUCUAUUCUGGCGCCGGCGUUAGUAGCAGUGUCGGAAACGGCAAUGGUGAAACACAAGAAUAUACACAGACGCAGCAUGGGAAACAGCCCGCUAGACAUCCUGCCCACAUCCCAGGCGAAGCAUCACAUUCCAUUGACAAACAAGGUAGCGGUUCAUAUUCCCUACCAAGUCCCAUUGGAAUUAUUGGAUACAUUCCUAAACACGACUUACCUGAUCAUAUUAAUGUAAAGUCAAAUCAGCCUGAUUGCGACACGCUAAAGGAGAAUGAAGACGUCCUAUACCAUUCCAGUCAACCAGAACAAAAGCUCUUCGAGCAGGAUAAUCCGAUUACGCUAUCAACAGCCCUGUUUGGAAAUAGGAGACCCACAGGUAAUAAGCCAGAAGUCAAUUCGACAAGAGAAAGAUUUCCAUCCAUUUCCGAUUUACCAGCACCUCCCACUAUAGAUCACAUGGAAUUGCCACCAAUUGCUCCCUUGGAAACCGGGAUUCCGGCCUCAACUAUGAAAGAAUUCCCAAUGCAUCACUCAGCGAUUCAGCACUUCACUGAGUCUGAUACACUUGGGGAAUUUGUCUCUAAUAAAAAAUUUCCGAUCUCUGUGGCGGGCGCUCUACGAACGAUGUCUGAUGCCAAGAACCAUGAACCAACGUAUACGUCUGAUGAAUUAGGUCCUAUUGCUGGGAACCACGGUAAACCCGCUGCAGGAUUGCCAGAUUUUGCGCCUCAGCAUUUGUUACCAUUGCUACCUGUGCUUUUGACAAUAUCUGAUGGCAGCGGUGGCUUUGCGUCGCAGAAUAUCACCUCCACCCCUCGGCAGACUGUUAAUAAUGUAUUGACGCAAGCGCAGUGGAACUACGAAUUUCAAAAUUCAGAAAUUGCGAAUCCUUUUCAAUAUAGUGUACGACAAACUAAUAAUGAAUGUUACGUCAUCAGUCGCAUACUUAACAUUAACACAUCAGUUUCCCGUGUAUGGUUCAUCGUCGUCGUCAACAGCAACGGAAAGGAGAUAUAUUUCAACAGCUGUUUACCUGACGAAAAAAUCAUAGUGCGUCCAGGGUAUACCGUGAAGGUUGUAUUAUUACCUACUAAGAGCCAUAGACUGCCAAUUCACGAUGUAUCGCAGAGUGAUACUGAUGGUGUAGAUGAUGGUGUCGAUCCUUAUGAUAACAUCCCGGAUGAAGAAAUAAACAUCAUCUCUCACGCCAAACAAACAUUGUUGUUCCACAAUCAAUCACCGUGGCAGAAGAAGGGCUCCAACACGUUUGAUGUCACGAUGGGAAGUUUUGACGGCGCAGAGACCUGUGAAUUUGUGGGCUGCUUCUUACUAUCACAACUUCGAGCACGGUUAGGGAAUAACGUCCGGAUCGGUCUCUACAGAGAUGACGGUUUAGUCGCCUUAGACGCCACACCCAAAGAGACUGAACAGAUCAAACAAGAUAUCUGUCGCGUAUUCAAAAACCACAGUCUGAAGAUCGCGAUCGAAGCGAAUAAGAAGAUAGUCAACUUCCUUGAUGUCACGCUAGCUAAACCUCGUUGA
This is a messenger RNA of Saccoglossus kowalevskii, 1623 nucleotides long. RefSeq lists its product as uncharacterized. Lineage: Eukaryota; Metazoa; Hemichordata; Enteropneusta; Harrimaniidae. The record is from RefSeq and is a predicted model, not a curated record.